Molecule: messenger RNA, 932 nt
Organism: Carica papaya (papaya)
Lineage: Eukaryota; Viridiplantae; Streptophyta; Magnoliopsida; Brassicales; Caricaceae
Gene: PRXQ
Product: Thioredoxin superfamily protein
Biological process (GO): cellular response to oxidative stress; cell redox homeostasis
Cellular component (GO): cytoplasm; chloroplast thylakoid membrane
Molecular function (GO): thioredoxin peroxidase activity
Source: RefSeq, a predicted model, not a curated record
ACAACCACACACCCUUAUCUUCUUCAUCUGCCCAGAAAAAAAAUGUAAGGGCAGAGCUUGAAAUUAAAGCUUUGCUUUAAAUUUAGAACCUUGGAAAACCUUCUGAUAUAUUUCCUCCUAUUUCAGAUCUUAGCUUAAUUUUAAUGGCUUCCCUUACUCUCCCUAACCACUUUCUUCUUCCCUCUCCCUCCCACACCCACACUCCUAAACAUCCAUGUUAUCAAACUCUCUCAUUUCUCUCCAAAUCUCAAUUUUAUGGCCUCAGCUUCUCUUAUUCUCCCUCUUUCUUAAUACCAUCUUCCCUUCCAAUGAAAACAACUAUUUCUGCCAAGGUGAGCAAAGGGCAAGUACCACCAUCCUUCAAAUUGAAAGAUCAAGACGGAAAGCUUGUGAGCCUCGACAAGUUUAAAGGGAAGCCUGUGGUUGUGUAUUUCUAUCCUGCUGAUGAGACCCCUGGCUGCACCAAGCAGGCCUGUGCUUUCAGAGAUUCUUAUGAGAAGUUUAAGAAAGCUGGAGCUGAGGUUAUUGGAAUUAGCGGAGAUGAUACUGCAUCCCACAAGGCAUUUGCAAAAAAAUACAGACUUCCAUUUACAUUGCUGAGUGAUGAGGGUAACAAGGUGAGAAAAGAGUGGGGAGUGCCAUCUGACCUGUUUGGAGCUUUGCCAGGGAGAGAGACUUAUGUUCUUGAUAAGAAAGGUGUAGUUCAACUAGUCUACAACAACCAGUUCCAGCCUGAAAAGCAUAUUGAUGAGACCUUGAAACUACUUCAAAGUCUUUGAAUUUCUCAAUUUGGUUUCUCUUAUUUCCUUCACUGCUUCUUGCCUUUGCUUUUAAUGAAUGUUCGUGAUUUUGUAAACUGGUAGUUAUGCAGGUUCAAUUCUUGUAUCUAUGAUUAGAUACCCAUAUAUUGCACAGCUAUAAUCUGCAUUUAA